CACCUUUCUCUCCACUCCACAGGUCUCCAGUCUCCUCUCCUGUCAUCUGAGAAUCUCUCCGGCAGCUUAUCUUUGGUUCACUGUUUAUCCUGCGCAGCCUGGCAACUGUCCGCAUGCCCAGGAUUAUUACUGGAGCCCCCUUUCAACACACACGCAACUUUUUUUUAUCGAACUCUUAUCAAGGAGACAAAUUUGGGGUAAGCUAAGGAAAGAGCACAAGUAGUGGAUUUUGGAUAUUCUGUCUUUUGUUUGACCCUUUUUUAAAACUUAGUUGGCUUACUUUUUUGUUACCUUUCAUUUUUUGUCCCCCUCUCCCUCCCGUCCUUAUCUUUCUGGAGGGCUGUGUGUUUGCAUGCGAUGGAUCACACACUAUUUGGCUGCCUCCGCAGCCCCCAUGCCACUGUGCAGUCCCUGCACCCUGCCUUCACCCAGUCUCCACUGACUCUCCACGGACGCUCGGACCACGUCUCCUACCCUGACCUGGCCUCUUCCACUGCCACCUCCUCUCCUUCGGCCUGCAUCAUCUCUGGCUAUCCCGGUGACGAGGGCCUGUUCGGUGGGCAUCACCAUCAUCACCGCGGGCAUCACCCGGCACAGCAACAGCAGCAUCACCCGCCUCAGCACCAGGCCGGCUGGCACAUUCCACAGAUGCCCUCUCCUGGCAGUGCGAACUCCCGCCACAACUUCUGCCACCCCCACCCCCACUCUCACUUGGCCCAGGAUAGUGCUCUCGCACCCCCAGACCUAGGCACCCCUGGCAGGAACAGUCUCUGUACCAGCACCCCCAACCUGGGCAGCAGCACCCCCACGGGGGCCAACUGUGUGCCUGCAGACUUUGGAAGACAGACACUGUCACCUGCUGAGGCAGAGAAGAGAAAUGGCAAGAGGAAAAGUGACAGCUCAGAGUCCCAAGACGGGAAUUACAAGUCAGAUGUGAGCAGCAAACCCAGGAAGGAGCGGACGGCGUUCACCAAGGAGCAGAUCCGUGAGCUGGAGGCCGAGUUUGCCCAUCACAACUAUCUGACGAGACUGAGGCGCUACGAGAUAGCAGUCAACCUCGAUCUCACAGAGAGACAAGUAAAGGUGUGGUUUCAGAACAGGAGGAUGAAGUGGAAACGAGUAAAAGGAGGUCAACAGGGGGCUGUAGCGAGGGAAAAAGAACUGGUGAACGUGAAAAAGGGGACAUUGCUGCCAUCCGAAUUCUCCGGCAUAGCGGCUCUUCAUCACUCCACAGACUCCCUGGCCAAUGAGAACAGUCACGACAGCGACCAGAGUUCUGAGCAUGCUCACUUAUGAUGCACAGCAGCAGGCCACGCCUACUCAAAGUGGGCUCAGCCUAACAUCUCAGGAAUGUCCUUAAAAGGACAUGGUGUCUGGUCAUCGUUAGCAAAGUUCAACGAUGCUAAAUAAAUGUGUACAAAUGUACAAAGAAAUUACGUGUGUUACUUGAUCUAAGAAGAUGCAUGUUAGGACAUGUUAGGACGUUGCUUAAACCAAACUAAGAUCACCAAUACGUUUCAAGAAUUGCGAACCCUAACGCAGGAAUAUGAGAUAUUGCAAAAGGUCAAUGCACAUUAAGCAUAUGUUACGAACGUGCCUCCACUCAACGCUCUGCUUUUGGAAGCCAGACAUAUUCUUAGAAUAUUAGGACAGAUGCAGAAUUGUUAUGAACAUUCCAUGUUGUGUGUCUUGCAUUGAAAAAGUGGCAAGUUCAUGCUUUUGAUUUGCACUGUUGAACACUUGCCUCAAUUGGUUUCUACUGUAUGUCAUAGAAAUUGCGAUGUAAUCGAAUUAUUGAUUAAAUCAAGUGUGCAGGAGAAUCAAAUUUCAGCUAAUUUACAAUAUACUCUGAACUUUAUUAUCUGUAUUUUUCUUACCUUCGCUAUAGCAAUAAUUUCUAAUACACACUAUACCACU
Oncorhynchus masou masou (cherry salmon) is the source of this 1917-nucleotide messenger RNA. RefSeq names its product mesenchyme homeobox 2a (gene meox2a). NCBI's taxonomy places the organism in Eukaryota, Metazoa, Chordata, Actinopteri, Salmoniformes, Salmonidae. Gene Ontology annotation, biological process: positive regulation of transcription by RNA polymerase II; somite development. Gene Ontology annotation, molecular function: RNA polymerase II cis-regulatory region sequence-specific DNA binding; DNA-binding transcription factor activity, RNA polymerase II-specific. Gene Ontology annotation, cellular component: nucleus. The transcript has 3 exons. Bases 358 to 1296 code for a protein of 312 amino acids. The record is from RefSeq and is a predicted model, not a curated record.